Salvelinus sp. IW2-2015 is the source of this 1849-nucleotide messenger RNA. Its product is annotated as outer dynein arm-docking complex subunit 1-like. Gene Ontology annotation, biological process: cilium movement; outer dynein arm assembly. NCBI's taxonomy places the organism in Eukaryota, Metazoa, Chordata, Actinopteri, Salmoniformes, Salmonidae. Gene Ontology annotation, cellular component: axoneme. The record is from RefSeq and is a predicted model, not a curated record.
GAACAAUCACCACCAUGCGUCGUAGAAGAUCAGCUUGUAGAGUCAACUCUGACAGCAGUGAGAUCGAUAUUGAUCUCUUAGGAGGGAGAUCCAAAGGCUCCAUGGUGAACGCGAGGAACUUCUCCGUAGCCUGCGUGUCUCAGAGAGUCCAUUUCAAUGCUGGGAUGACACAGACGCCACGCAAAAUCUGAGCAGCAUGCUGGUGUACCGCGACAGGGUGGUGGAGCAGCUCGACUCUGAACAAGGGAAAAUGGCUUAUCUGAGACAGGAGAUUUUGACUUGGGAGAGUAAGCUGGCUGGCCAGAGGAGAGGGAGCACCACAUACCACCGUCAGAAGUCGGAGGCAAACCAGACACUGAAGAACAGCCUCAUCCUGGAGAACAAACUGGACAGGGGUCGUGUUCGCUUCAACAAGCUUUUGGCCAAGAACGGGCAGCUGAGAGAGRAGCUGAAGAUCUUGCACGUGGAGAGGAAGCAGUUCCUCCACCUCUACUGCAGGAUGGAGAGGGAGCUGCAGGAGAUUCGCAAGGACAUCCGAGACAUGAUGGCUCUGUCCACUGCUGCUUUUGAGGCCAGAGUGGAGGCUCGGUGCAAAUGGAUGCUGCUGAAGGAGAAAAAGGUGAAGGACCUGACCCAGUAUGGCACGGAGGUGAGCGAGCUGCAGCGGGUCAUCUCCCACGACCACCGCCUAAAGACCUUCAUGAGCAUCAAGGGCAACGAGUGCAGCAGCCAGGAGGAGGGCCAGGACCUGAGCCGCAGACAGGUUGAGGAGAGGCAGCGCAGGAGACUGGGACUGGACACUCAGGGAGGGACUUUUGGGACUCUCGAUUCCUUGCAGGAGACCUUCCACAAGAUCCACUGUGUCACAGGGGAGGAGGACCUGCACAAGCUGGUGGGGACCUUCAUUCAGAUUGAAGACAAGAACUUUGCUUUGCUAAACUUUGUUAACGAACAGAACAACGAAGCCGAGACCUUGAAGGACGAAAUCAACCAGAUCCGCUGUGAGAUGGAGGUGUUUUCCAGAGAGGAGCACAGGCAGCAUGAGGAGAGCAGGGCCGUGCUUCAGGGGGUCAGUGUGCAGCAGCAGGCCACAGAGCAGCAGAUGGGAGGCUACCAGCAACGCAUCACCUCAGUGGGCAAGAUCCUCAACCAGCUGAAGACGGGAAUAGACAGUGUGUGCCACAACAUAGACUGUGACCGGUCAGUGAUCGAAGACAAGUUAGGCUCCUCGACCGGGAUCCGGGACAGCACCAUUAUGACUUACCUGGGAUUGGUGGAGCGCAGGACCAACGAGCUGCUGACUUUGCAGUCUUUCCUCAGCUCCAAGGACCUUGAUAAAGAUUACAAUCCUAGAAUGGUUGCCAGGCACCUCCUAGGGCAAAGUCCACCACUGCCUAGGCAAAACAAAACGGUUGAGCCUCCCACUUCUGGAUGCAGAAGAAGGCAAAGAUCGUCCGACCAGAGGUCCGAAAAUCAGCCUCCAAACUCAGCGUUGUGGCCAGCAGAAUCCACCAUGGCUCCCUAGGACUCUGAACUCAUCAUCCCUUUAUGAAUAUUGAUUGGACACACAAGGAAAUAGUUUAUUGACCUCAUCCCUGGUAGAUAGACAGACCUCAUCCUUGGUACCUUGACCUAGUCCCUGGUAAUCUGACCUCAUCCCUGGUAGUCUGACCUCGUCCCUGGUAGCUGCAGACUGGGGGACCGCAGGAGGCCCACUCCUGUGGAAAGCAGCAUCACAGCCCUGCUUUCACGAGCCAUUCAUAAUCUGUUACUUUUAUAAUGCUUCAUUAGUUGCAAAAUUUUGUUUAAAAUAAUUGAAGUAUUCAUUAUUUGUUCAUCAAAUAAAAUA